Messenger RNA from Xyrauchen texanus (razorback sucker), 2931 nucleotides. RefSeq names its product CD276 antigen homolog. The record is from RefSeq and is a predicted model, not a curated record. Lineage: Eukaryota; Metazoa; Chordata; Actinopteri; Cypriniformes; Catostomidae. Gene Ontology annotation, cellular component: external side of plasma membrane. The transcript is spliced from 4 exons. Bases 89 to 448 code for a protein of 119 amino acids. Gene Ontology annotation, biological process: positive regulation of T cell proliferation; cellular response to lipopolysaccharide; negative regulation of T cell proliferation.
AGAAGAAGAAGAAUGUGAGAAGACGUCGAACACAUUUUUUGUUUACUGCAAAUCUUCCGAUUUAAAUUAAUUUAAUUGAGACACAAGUAUGGUCAGUCUUUGCGUCAUCCCUCUGUUUAUACUGCUAAUAUGCAAAGCAUCUCUGCAGGUGACAGUUGUGGGUUUUAUUGGAGAUUUCAUUGUUCUGCCGUGUUCUUCCAGUAACAAUGACCUUAAAAGAGAAGAAAUAACAGUGUAUUGGAGACACAACAGCAGCAGAAAUGUGUAUAACAUAAUCGAGGGCAAAGAUUCAAUAGAAGGCCAGAACACGGCCUACAAGAACAGAGUUGAAACUUUUCCUGAGGAAUAUGUGAAAGGAAACUUCUCCCUCAAACUCAACAAUCUUCAGUACACUGAUGGAGGAAAGUACAUCUGUUAUAUUACAAAGAGCUGCAGAAUCCGACCGUAGAGCUUCUUAUUGAAGGCAAACAAACAGGAGACAAGAAGAGAAGCCAUGCAGUGGAAACAAGACCAGAACGGAUUGUGUCUUUUUUCAUAACUUUUUUCUCUGUUUAUUUUUUGCUAUGUGUGUGAAAGCCAUGAAUUCUCAACUGGUUAAUUAGAUCAGAUUUGCUUCAAGAAAUGAGCGCAAGCUUAUGAGACAUUAUAUUAACUUACCUCACUCAAGUGCUCGAAAUGCAUGUUCAUUAAUUACAUGCUUUUCCGUGAGAUUAGUUAUAAUACCCCUCCAUGGGCCUCAUUCACUAACUGUGUGUACACACUGAAAUCAUGAUUCAUUAAGAGGUUAGUAUUUAAAUCUAUUCUAAUUUUGCAAAUAGAAUUUAGAACCAACUAAACCACUGGGUCGAGGGUGUAGCAAGGGCUGUUAAUUAUGGAUUCAUUAAAAAACAAUGAAUCCAUAAAUUCAGACCUUUGCAUAGUUGGGCAAAAGACAUUACAGACAUUUUCUACUGUAAAAAUUGCCCUAAAGUUUUCCAAAUAUUCCUUAUAUUUGACAGCGAUAAAAGAUGACACACGACUCGUGUUCACAAGGACGUUAGUAGUAGAAGAAAUACAAUUAUAAAAUUUAUAAUUAGGGCUGUCAGUCGAUUUUUAAUAAAUGUAUAUAUAAAAAAUAAUGUUUUAAUUGAAUACAUUAUUUAUCAAAUUAAACUAAAUUGUUCAGCAUAUAUAUAUAUAUAUAUAUAUAUAUAUAUAUAUAUAUAUAUAUCAAUGCGUUGAGAAAGGCCCCCAAAUAAAGGAUUACAUUUUUAAUAAUUACAAUUAUUGUAAAAAUAACAUAUAAUUCAGAUCAUUCAAAUACAUGACAUCAUUGUUGCAGACAAGGAUUGAGUUGACAAUGCAAAAAGUGGCUUUAGAAGUCAAAUUAUUGUUAGUUUUAUUUCCAUUGAACAGAAGCCUUUCAUUGGCCUUCUCUAGACUGCAGUCAGUUUUCUAUAGAGUUUGUCAGUCUCUGACAGGACGUGUUCCAUGUGUGCUGUUUUUAAUUGAUGGCCUAUGUUCACCGUCUGCUGUCUUUGAGAGCGUCACCUGUGAAAGGCUGCGCUGACUGCCCCCUGCUGACUGUGGAAUCUCGGAAACAUCAAGGCAUUACUUAAAGCUUGAAUGACUCCAAUGGUUGGAAAAUUCUUUGUUGCGAUGUAUAAUAAUAAUACUUAUAUAAAAUAACAAGUAUUGAAUAAUAACAAGGAUGAAAGGACAGAAAUAAUUUACUGUUUGGGGCUAAGAAAAAGGGAAAUCUAGCAUACAGUAUGUGAAUAGAUCAGUUAUUGUAAUGCUUUUUAGUGUUACUUUUGCUCUUCCCCCUACUAUAUGGCUAUAAGGUUAUGUUACUAUUAUUAAUUAAUAACUGGGACGUGCUCCUUUAAAAUAAUCUGUAUUCAUGAACAUUAGAACAAGGUUAAAUACGAAUUUACUGUAUGCAUGUACACACCACAAAAUUUUGUCUUAGGACUUAUCGGAAAUGGGCAACUAUGCAUUUAUUAGUGAAUGAGACCCUUUGUGUAUGUAUCAAAAUCAUGCUUGCUGACACACAAGCCAUUGGAUCUGCAUCCUUAUGUAUAAACUCACUGAUGGGUUCUGACUGGUGGAACAAUCACAAAAAAGCAAUCUAUUGUAGAGCCGCCACACUCACUGUUCCAUAUGUCAAGUCCAUUAAAUGUGCAAGCUAUGAGAAUGCACUAGCUGAAAACAGAAUUGAUGAAAAGCAUGCCGAAUUAAAAAGUGCAUGUGAGUGCAGUUAAAAAGUUGAUAAUCUUUUGAGUUGAUACAAACAAAAAAUCAAUUGAUUUAAACCCUUUGGUUUAACUAGAAAAGGAAUGUUCAUUGUGGCAAAUUCGAUGCUUUCUUGACGAAGCCUUGACUGAAAUAUAAAGCUUAAAAUCAUUUAUGUUCAUAGGUUGCAGAGGUCUCUGCAGGGGCGCAACUGCUGUCCGACUGCCCCCUGUAUUGAUUCGUUGCAUCCUUUGUGUGGGCGCCUACUGUAUGUGUUGCUACAGUUUAUGCACCUCUAGAAUACUUUACAUUAAAGAGACAGAAGAUAGAUGGAUAGAUUGGAUUUACUAAGUAAUAUUUAUAUGUAUUACUAUUAUUUAUCUAAUUUAAAUUAUUUAAUGUAUUUAUUUAUUGUUUUGUUAGUCUACUGAAGUUAGGUCUCAUUGGAUGGGCCUAAAAUCAGUUGUAUUAAGUGUAAUUGGAGUGGUGGUGGCAUAGUGGGCUACAGAAUAUAACUGGUUUGAUCCCCACAGCCACCACCAUUGUGUCCUUGAGCAAGGCACUUAACUCCAGGUUGCUUCAGUGGGAUUGUCCCUGUAAUAAGGGUACCUGCCUUCACUCGCUUUGGAUAAAAGCGUCUGCCAAAUGCAUUAAUGUAUAUGUAAUUUCAGAUUGAUUACUUCAAUGGCUUUGCAAUAUAGACAUAAUAAAGUAUAA